Molecule: messenger RNA, 368 nt
Organism: Castor canadensis (American beaver)
Lineage: Eukaryota; Metazoa; Chordata; Mammalia; Rodentia; Castoridae
Source: RefSeq, a predicted model, not a curated record
GAAGCCGGCACUCGCCGCACUCCUGCUUGCCGCCCGGAGGCGACCCCCGUCCUGUCCUCACGAUGUGGCACAACGUCGGGCUGACGCUGCUGGUGUUCGUGGCCACGCUGCUGAUCGUCCUGCUUCUGAUGGUGUGCGGCUGGUAUUUUGUAUGGCAUCUAUUUUUAUCUAAAUUCAAGUUUCUACGGGAACUGGUGGGAGACACAGGAUCCCAGGAGGGAGACCACGAGCCUUCAGGGUCUGACACUGAAGAAGACCCAUCAGCCUCUCCACACAGGAUAAGAUCUGUUCGCCAGCGUAGGGCUCCCGUGGAUGAAGGCCACUGACCCCAGCCACCAUAUAUGACAAAAGGCAAUUGCGAACCUGUC